ACCUGUUUAUUUAUCCAGUUUGUAACUUGCUUACUUCUCUCUGCUUGUUCUCAUUGGUUUGUUUUCUUCUUUCUGGUGUUUAGAUCAAUAAGAAAUACUUUUACUUUGUCUGGAAUUAGAAAUAGGAAGAAUGGCUACCUUGGUUGAAAGAAGAGGAAGAGUCGUUUCAGAAUGGAGCCUGAUUUAUUGAUGAUGAAUUUAAACCAUCGAAUUGGAAAAUGAAAUAGUUUAGUCAUGUUUUUCAUUUCGAUUCAGCCCACCCAGUGGUAACAUUGAGAUAAAUUACUUCAAGCUGAUACCCAAUGUCUAACAGUCUGAGCACCUGAGUUGCAGGUUCACCAUACUGCGGUUUCACUGGUUUUAUAGUCUACACUCCUAUUUGAGGUUCAAGACUAAAAAAUUGGUUGUAGAGAUGUAUGUUGAAUGUAGCCUUGUGUAUGAACUCUCAUUUUUGGCAUAAUCAUAUUUGUUUCAAUUCAAAUAUGAUUAGAAUUCCUAAGUAACACAAAUCCUGUUUGAAAGUCAUUUUUCUUUAACUCUAAGCGUUACUCUCAUUUUGCUGUGCUCAUGCAGUCAGGUUUAAUAAGGCAGACCAACUUGAAUGUGGUGUUCUUAUGGGUUUACGGAUUUGGAUUUUUGAGUUGUAUUAUGAAAUUGUUGGACUUCUGAGUGGUUACUGGUACUUCAUUUUAUUUUCAGCUUUUGAUUUGUGCAGAUUCCCUUUAGUCAUUUGUUUGUCAUACAUACACAAACUAGCUACACCUUUUUCUAUCAUACAGUUGCGAGACAGUGUAGCAUCUUCCAGUUUCCAUUAUCUUUCUCCAGCACAUGAGCUGUCAUUAAGGGUUCGUUCAAGGAAAAAGCAGUAUAAUACCAACUUAGAGUGUAUCAAGAGAAGAGAAGAGUCUGGCAGUUUCAAGACCCAUAAUGAUUAAACUCUUUGAUUCUCAUUGUCACCUCCAAGAUCCAAGGAUCCUUAAUAUGGUCCCAAAAAUUAUUAAGACCACGACUGAAACAGGAGUUGUCCAUUUUGCUGUCAAUGGCUUGUCAGAGAAAGAUUGGCAUUUGGUCAAGGAAAUGAGUGAACGCUACCCUUCUAUUGUUCCAAACUUUGGGCUCCAUCCCUGGUUUAUAACUGAGAGGACUCCUAAUUGGCUGAAAACUUUGAGAGGAUUUUUGGAGUCUACUCCUGCUGCUGCAGUUGGAGAGAUUGGUUUAGAUAAAGGUUCAUUUGGAAGGAAGAUUGAUUUCGCUGAUCAGGUGGAUGUCUGUCGACAGCAGCUUCAACUUGCCAAAGAGUUGGAAAGACCAGCAUCCAUACACUGUGUUCGUGCUUUCGGGGAUCUUCUUGAUUUAUUAAAAUCCGCGGGGCCUGUUCCUGCUGGUUUCAUCCUGCACUCUUACCUCGGCUCUGCCGAAAUGGUUCCUGAAUUUGCUAAGCUUGGUGCUUACUUCUCCUUCUCUGGGUUCCUUAUGUCCAUGAAGGAAAGCAAGGCAAAGAAAAUGUUGAAGUCAAUUCCUAAGGACAGGAUCUUGUUGGAGACAGAUGCACCAGAGGCUUUGCCAAAAUUGAGCAAUCCAGAUUCUCUAUAUUUGAUCGAGAAGGAAGCUUCAUCAGCUGAUGGAACAUCAAGUGGAGGAAUUAAUGAUGGAAAUCCAUCUGAGAAAUCACCGGAGGAGGACAAAGGCAAUGAACAACAGGCAGAAGAAAUCCAUAACCAUCCUGCAAACAUUCACCAUGUACUCUCCUAUGUUGCAUCACUACUUGAGCUGACAAAAGAAGAACUUGCUGAGAUAAGCUUUGCAAAUGCUUCUCGGCUAUUUUCUUAUGAAGGUUCAAAGGUACCGGUCUUAUGUCUCACUAAAUUGCCUUGGUGGUUGUGCGUGCAAGGUAUGAGGCAGGAACUGAAAAUUGUGUCAAUAAGCAGCACAGCCAAAAGCUUUGUUAGGCUUUUUACAAUUUGACACUUGGGUUAUCAGUACAUCAAACUCUUGGCUUAUACUGUACCUAUAGGCUAUUUUCCAGUUGAAGCUCCACAUAACAUAUAGCAUAAUCCUUCACUACUUUCUAAAAUAUUGUUCCAUGUCACUUUUUACCAAGGUUCAACAUUUUUUUGUUUUGAAUUUUAUCAUGAUUGUGAAUAUUGAUAAAUUAGAGUGUUAAUGUAAUUUUACCA
This is a messenger RNA of Solanum tuberosum (potato), 2177 nucleotides long. RefSeq lists its product as uncharacterized. Lineage: Eukaryota; Viridiplantae; Streptophyta; Magnoliopsida; Solanales; Solanaceae. The record is from RefSeq and is a predicted model, not a curated record. The transcript has 3 exons. Gene Ontology annotation, molecular function: hydrolase activity, acting on ester bonds. The coding region runs from base 928 to 1965 and encodes 345 amino acids.